Molecule: messenger RNA, 450 nt
Organism: Brenthis ino (lesser marbled fritillary)
Lineage: Eukaryota; Metazoa; Arthropoda; Insecta; Lepidoptera; Nymphalidae
Source: the annotation of a GenBank genome assembly
AUGAAUUGUUUUAGGGUAUUAUAUUUGUUUCAGCAAAAGUGCGACACUAUAACGAUGAUUUCAAAGCAGAUCAUGUUGCUGUACUGCUUUUUAUCAUCAGUACUCGCUGUGCCUGUCGAUAAGUAUACAGACAAAUAUGACAAUAUCAAUAUUCAAGAGAUUUUGGAGAACAAGAGGUUACUGCAAGCGUACGUCAACUGUCUCCUUGACAAGGGAAAGUGCAGUCCUGAAGGCAAGGAACUAAAAGAUCAUAUGCAAGAUGCUCUCGAGACUGGCUGUGAGAAAUGUACCGAUGCUCAAUUAAAUGGGGCUACUACUAUGAUAGAGCAUCUGAUUAAGAAGGAACGCGGUAUUUGGAAAGAACUAACCGAUAAGUUUGAUCCCAAGGGCAUCUGGAGGAAGAAAUACGAAGACCGUGCGAGAGAGAAGGGUAUAGUUAUCCCUAAAGAU